CUGUUUAAGAGUCCAUGGAGCAGAGGCGCCUUGCACCGCGUUGUUGCGUGUGCCUGUCACAAUAUGGCGGCUACGUUGACGUACGACCCGGACGCUCCUGCCGCAUCUGUUCUUGUUAGAUCUACGCAGCACGAAGCAAGCUGGAGUGAAGGCCGCCGAGUCUCGGACACGCUGAAACGGGACGACAGGGAAGAGCAGGCAACUUUGUAUGGAUGUUAGAAUUUACCUUCUGGAAAACCCGAGCUGCUAAAGGAGAACGACGUUUUGUAAGCAGACGAAGAGACCUUUAAAGAGAUGUUUGAGCUUAAUUAAUUAUUCCCGAGAGGAUCUUACAGUUUGACUUGCCAAACAAAUCAAAAUGCGAAGCGCUCUAUGAGGAGGAGCUCAGCGAAGACGGCCGAUGUUCACCUUUUUCUAGGCUCUAUAAAACAAGUUAUUUAAAUAUUUUUUUGUUGUUUUUUUUUUUUUUAAGUAGAAACAACACAGCAACAGGAUGGCAGAGCAUGAAAGCUUGGAGUUUGGGAAGGCAGACUUUGUGCUUUUAGACAACGUGUCAAUGGAUGAAUUCAUGGCCAACUUAAAACUCAGGUUUGAGAAGGGGAGGAUCUACACCUACAUUGGAGAGGUGGUGGUGUCAGUCAACCCGUACCGUGCCAUGAACAUUUACGGCCGGGACACCAUAGAGCAGUACAAAGGCCGUGAACUGUACGAGAGGCCGCCACACCUCUUCGCCAUCGCUGAUGCUGCCUACAAAGCCAUGAAGAGGAGGAACAAAGAUACUUGUAUUGUCAUCUCAGGGGAAAGUGGUGCAGGAAAAACCGAGGCCAGCAAGUACAUAAUGCAAUAUAUAGCUGCUAUUACCAACCCUAAUCAGAGGGCGGAAGUUGAAAGAGUAAAAAACAUGCUGCUGAAAUCCAACUGUGUCCUGGAGGCCUUUGGAAACGCCAAAACCAACCGCAAUGACAACUCCAGCCGCUUCGGCAAAUACAUGGACAUUAACUUUGACUUCAAAGGAGAUCCCAUCGGGGGCCACAUCAGCAACUACCUGCUGGAGAAGUCCAGGGUAAUUUUUCAGCAGGAGGGGGAAAGGAGCUUCCACUCAUUCUACCAGCUGCUGAAAGGAGCUCCAGAUUCCCUCUUACGCUCUCUUCACAUUCAGAAAGACCCAAUGGCCUACAACCACAUCAAAGUUGGAGGCCAGAUUAAGUCUGGCAUCAAUGAUAGUGCUGAUUUCAAAGCAGUGGCUGAUGCCAUGAAAGUAAUUGGGUUCACAGGCGAUGAGAUUCAGACUGUUUACAAGAUCCUGGCAACCAUCCUACAUCUGGGAAACCUGGCAUUUGGAGUGGACGGUGAUGUUACGUUGAUAGAGAACACAAAACUAGUUUCUGUGAUCAAGGAGCUUCUUUCUACCAAGGAGGAAAAUGUGGAGAAGGCUCUGCUGUAUCGCACCGUGGCCACAGGUCGAGAUGUCAUUGAAAAACAGCACACAACACAGGAGGCCAGUUAUGGGCGAGAUGCUUUAGCAAAGGCAAUGUAUGAGCGUUUGUUCUGCUGGAUCGUUGGACGCAUCAAUGAUAUUAUUGAGGUGAAAAAUUAUGAUGCUAGAGUCCAUGGGAAGAACACAGUCAUCGGAGUGUUGGACAUCUAUGGGUUUGAAAUUUUCCAGAACAACAGCUUUGAACAGUUUUGCAUCAACUACUGUAAUGAAAAGCUGCAGCAACUUUUCAUUCAGCUGGUUCUAAAGCAGGAACAGGAGGAGUAUCAGAGAGAAGGCAUCCCCUGGAAACAUAUUGAUUACUUCAACAACCAGAUUAUUGUUGAUUUGGUUGAGCAGCAGCAUAAAGGUAUCUUCUCUGUUCUGGAUGAAGCCUGUAUGAAUGUGGGCAAAGUCACGGAUGAGGUCUUCCUGCAGGGACUGAACGUCAAACUGGCAAAGCACGCUCACUUUACAAGCCGCAAGCUCUCACCAACUGAUAAGAGUCUGGAGUUUGACAGAGACUUUCGCAUCAGGCACUAUGCAGGGGAUGUGGCGUACUCAGUGGUGGGCUUUAUUGAUAAGAACAAAGACACUCUGUUCCAAGAUUUCAAGAGGCUUUUGUACAACAGUUCCAAUCCAGUACUAAAGGGGAUGUGGCCUGAAGGCAAACUGAGAAUCACAGAGGUCACCAAACGGCCGCUGACAGCAGCAACGAUCUUCAAAAACUCCAUGAUCUCUCUGGUCGAUAACCUUUCUAGCAAGGAACCCUACUACGUCCGCUGCAUCAAGCCCAACGAUGUCAAAUCUCCUCUUCUAUUUGAGUCCGAGCGCUGCCGCCACCAGGUGGAGUACCUCGGGCUGCUGGAGAAUGUCAGAGUGCGUCGGGCCGGCUUCGCCUAUAGACAGACAUAUCCUCGAUUUUUACAGAGAUACAAGAUGAUCUCCGAGUUUACAUGGCCAAACCAUGACCUGCCAUCAGACAAAGAUGCCAUUAAGAAGCUUUUGCAGGGCUGCAGGUUUGACCAUGACGUGGCUUACGGCAAAACAAAGAUCUUCAUCCGUACUCCGCGUACUCUCUUCAGCCUGGAAGAGCAGCGAGCUGAAAUGGUCCAAAGAAUUGUCAUCUUCCUCCAGAAGGUUUGGCGGGGAACCCUCGCCAGAAUGCGAUACCGGCGGAUGCGUGCUGCCCUCAUCAUCCUGCGGGCGUACCGACGCUACAAGGUUAAGUCCUACAUACGGGAGGUCAACCGUCGCUUUAAAAAUGUGCGCUCCAUGAAAGACCAUGGCAGACAUGUGAAGUGGCCGACACCACCCAAAGUCCUGCGCAGGUUUGAAGACGCAAUGAAGAGCAUCUACAACAGGUGGUGGGCAUGGACAAAGAUCAAAGGCCUCUCUCCAGAGGAGACUCUAAAGGUCAGGGCCAAGGUAGCCAGCCUGGAGGCCCUGAAGGGCCAAAGGGCUGACUUGGGCUUACAGAGAGCCUGGGAGGGAAACUACGUGAAGCGUGACAGCCCUGACACCGCUUCAUCGUUCACACUUGUUUCCAGCGAGCUGCAGCGGAAAGACAAGUUCAUGAGAGUUUUGUUCUCCUGCAACGUGAGAAAGAUCAACCGUUUUCACAAGGCUGAGGACCGGGCUUUGCUCAUCACUGACCGACACCUGUAUAAGAUGGAUCCCCUGAGGCAAUACAAACCUAUGAAGAACAUCCCUCUCUACAACGUGACAGGACUGAGCGUGUCCCCUGGCAAGGAUCAGCUGAUUGUGUUUCACACCAAGGAUAGCCGGGAUCUUGUGGUGUGCCUGCAGGGCAUGGUGCCUGCCAAUGAGAGCCGCAUCGGGGAGCUGGUUGGAACCCUGCUUAGUCAUUUCAAGAGUGAGAAGAGGAGGUUGCAGGUGAACAUUGCAAGCCCUAUCCAGUGCAGCAUGAACGGACGAAAGUGCACGGUCGUUGUCGAGCCAAAGAUCAACCAGUCACAUCCGGACUUCACCAAGAGCAGAGCCGGUUACAUUCUGGCUGUUCCUGGAAACUAAAACGGGCCAAAAGAAGAAAGUGUAAUAACUAAUUUUAAACUAUUCCAAGAUUGUAAUGAAGAUUGUUUUUGAUUUGCAGAGUUGCUGCUGAUGUGACAAAAUAGCUCUACUGCUGGACUGAUAUUUUAAAUAAGCCAAAUUUGUCCUUAUUUGGUUGCAGCGUUAUUGAAAAAGGCAUUAUCAGUUGAACAGAUUUAAAAGAAUAUGCACUUAUUAUUUACCAAAGGGGAACUUUUGCUUUGUUUAAAAUCUGUAUUUGAGUUUAUUUGCUUUGUGCAAUAUUUAGUUCAUUGCAUACUGAUUAGUGUUAGUCAAGGUGAGAACAGAUUAUUUGAGAGCUGUUCUCAGGAUCACCGUUGUUGCAUAAUAGCUGCAAAAUCCAAAGGUUUUACAGGAAUUUAUAAUCUCUGAAGCACCAUGUGUUAGGGUCGGCCAAAACCGGAACCCUUGAAAACGAAGAAGAUUGUUGGUCAUAUCUGCUUUAAUUUGUUUAAUUUAUGUUUUAAAUUUAUAAUACUAAUAAAAUCAAAGACGUUACCUACAUAAAGGAGAUAAUGAAGAACCUGGGAUGUCUGUUUUACUUAAAUGUUUACGGGUGAAUCAUGAAACAGGGGCAAAGUCUCAAUGACAAAUUAUUAUGGUUUUCAUCACAGGUUGUUUGGUAGAAUGUGUUGAGCACAUUCUUAACAAAACAAUCCUGCUAUAUAAAGCAUAUGUAUAUGUGUUAAAAUCUAACAAUCCAUCUGUUGUUAUCUAUGCAAAUAUUGUUUUCUAACACUUUAAUACAAUAAAGAUCAGGAAAUCUAUUUUAUAAGUAAUGCUUGGCAAAAACUGAAUAUCAAGUAGCAAAUUAACCAAAUUAUAAGAUUUUUUUUAUAAGCUAUUUUCAGUUCAUAUUCUGUGUAACUAUAAAACUCAAUGAUUUGGUUUGCUUCAGUGUUGCUUGCCAACUGUAUAAUCCCUUGUCAACUUAAGCUUCUAAACAAAGUUUAAUUUUCUGCCUUUGUGUUUAGUGAAGGGCAUAAUGACUUGCAGUGGUUCUCAAGCAAGACAAAACUAUGGUGGAGAUCAUGUUUAAGUGUGACUAAAGAUGCAGGUUAUCUUUUCUUUUCUUUUUUUUAUUAAAUCUUUUCUAACUAUUUCAGUUUCCCAGUAGCUCACAGUUCAAGUUGUAGACCAUUGAGACAGAGUUGGACACAUUUGGACAGUACUUUGUAUCGGUCAGCUUUUGGUGAUGUACUUUUCUUUUUGGAAACCCAAGUAACACAAGACACAUUAUUUCAGUUUGGUUUGUUUUCCCACAAGAUGUCAGUUGUGUUAAAGCCAUUUUCUUCUAGUGUUAGCCAAUUACAUAAUGUGUUUCUCUCUGUUUUUGCAAAAUAAUCUGUCAGCACUGAAUGUCAGAAAACAAAAAUGUCAUGUUUUAGGAUGUGGGUUUCAUUGUACAUCUAAUGAGUGAAAUAAGAAGCAUACAGUGCAAAGAAUAUAACCAUUAAAAUCAUGAGACAUCCACAGUUUGCAGAUUGGUGAUGCCAGUUAAAAUUGCCGAGCCAUUUACGGGUCAUACUAACCUACUCAUUGGCAACAAUAAUUAAAUCCAUUCUUAGAUUAAACAGACAAGAUUUUAGGCUCAAAAUGUCAUAACCCAAUCAUCGAGAAUAAAUAUUUAUUACUGCUCUUUAUACUUGCAAAACCGUUUUCACGUAAAAUUGUUCUAGUCAUUGUUCUAGAGCUCUCAUUAAAGUAUUAGUUUCUACAGAACUGUUUUGUUCUGGCUUAAACUGGCUAGCUAUCAAGCUAACUGCUAACAUGCUAACUGACAAGCUAACCACUACCACAUUAGCUAAAAAGCUAGCUGCUUAUGUGCAUGCUAAUUAGCUAACCACUAAAUAAUUAGAUAGCAAAAUAAAUACUAAGGUACUAGCCAACUCGAAAACCAUUAUUGUAAUAUAACAUAGAAAUAUCCCUUGCAUUUUCUUAAACUUUUUUCCUUCAUUUAGUCUAAUAUGAUAUUAAAUUGUAUUAAUAGGUUGAACAGAAAAAGCAGAAAUUCUGGUCUUAAAAUAUGUUUUUGCUACUUGUCAGCUAUAGCCUAAUCAUUUUGAGGUUUUUUCUUCAUUUCUGUAUUUUCUGUGUUUUACAUUGAUGGACUAAAAAGGUUGAUUUGAUUUCUUUUCAUUAUUGUAGUUUAGAAGAGUCUGUUAAUCGUGUGAGGCAGAUUAUUUUAUUGAAUUUAAAAGCAAUCCUAUUAUGCAGAUUUGCUUUUUUUUCUUACUGACAUCAGUAGCCUACCUUAUGUAAUCCUAAAUAUAACAAAAUAAAAAAAGAAGAUAUUGUUAGCAUGUGCAGUCCCUGAAACUUUGUCAGUCCUUUUACUAAUGAUUUUUGAAAGUUAAAGAAAAGUUCCAACAUUUACAGAAAUUUUUAUUUCCUCAGCUGUUUACUUGAACAAGAGGGAAUGUCUGCCCAAACUCAAUCUGUUGCUUACAAAGUCCACACAGCAUGGUGUACGAGAAUUAAACAUGUUGCUGGAUGUUUUCAUUGGAAUUGCAAAAAUUAUAAAAUCAAGCAAAAGACACCAACUGUUGUUUGAUGAUUGACUGCAAAAUCAAAACUUCCCUUUAUGUUCACUCUAGACUAAAGGCUUUAUUCACAGCAAAGAGAACUUUGGUGGUUUUUAAGGCCCUGCCAGCACAGUCACCUAACUGUAUGUGUUUUAGACAGGAAAGAACUGUUUGUUGUAUUUGGUUUGAAUCAGGGAAGUGGUGUAGGUUUUGUUAGUCUUCAAAGGAGUGUCUUUCUGUGUCUGUGUGAACUAUAACAGUGAAGCUCUGCUUGUCCCACAGCAUGAUAAUCUCCCACAGGGUUUUCCUCUUUCCCUCUUCUCUGCUCAUCAUUAGGAUGGAUUUUGUGUAAUUUCUUACUUCAGCCCUUCUCUCCAGGCUGCGCAGUAUUUCUUAAAUUUAUUAUCGUAUUAUCAACAUCAUAGAGAACUGCUUGGAUUGCAGUAAAUAUUAGGUUAGUGUACAUCUAUUUGAUUAUGUUUUGUUAAAUAUAGCAGAAACUGCUAAUUAGGUUAUUUCCAGUAUUUGGAUAGACUGCUCACUAUCUGAAGUCUAUUUUGCAAUUAAGCUAAAGCAGAAAACUGUAGAUCUACAUAUUUCAUUAUUUAUCACUAGUCAUGUCUUCAUUAACAUUCAUCUAUAGUAUCAAGUGACAUGUUUUUUCUGUUAUUGUGCAGCCCUAAAGCACACAUUCUUAUUUGGAAAUAUGUAGAGCCUCCAGUGCACCAAAACACUGUACCGUACUGUGCAAACGUGAUAUUUUGCUUUCCAUGAGCCAGACUUUGUUGCAAUUCUUCCACAUGGUCUUAUUCAGUAGUUCUUGAGGCAUUUUAAAGGUCUUAUAAUGGUUUUGCUUUGAAUGUUUGCUGUUUAUUCAUUGACAAUGUUAUCUUUUAGGCACUCUGUUGAUAGCAUCUUGUCACAAAACACAAUUUGUUCCAAUUUCUUGUCCUUAAUUUAUGAAAAACACUGAAGGGUAAAGGUUUUAGUAGAAAAUACAUUUUCCCUGACAUGAUGAAUCCAACAACUAUUGGCUCAAAACUUGGCAUACAGUCGAUCAACUAAAGGAUGAUACAGGAGGGACCUAUGUCAGAUGUUCAAGAUCUGAUUUUCUACCUACUGUUCUUCUUCUGUAAAUAUUUUUUUCCUUUUUUGCCUCACAUGACAUCUUUUGUUUCUUACUUGUCCACUUUCUUAUUUUUAAGCACACAGAGUGAUAUGCAGGCAUUGUCUGGUACAAGAACUAGACAGAAAAUUAGCAAAAAGCAGCCAAAGGCCAGAGAAAACUAUUGAAAGACAUUAGAAAACCCCCAAGAAAUAAUGAUCAAAACCACUUUUAGAAAAGACAAAAAAGUAAAAAAAAAAAAGAAAUGGAAGCAAAUUAUAACUGAUCAAAGGCUCUUUUGAAAAUUAUUAAAUAUAAUACCUAAAAUACUCAAAACUGUAAGUUACACUUUUUUAUAGUCACUGACGCUCAGGCUUAAAAGUUCCAAAAAAUAUCACCUAAGCUGUCACAAGCUGUAGACUGGAAUGGUUAUAUCAUUCUCUGCUGCCAUUACAGCAAGUGAAAAGCAGUGAAGUUUUUGCAUCUGCACUUUCUAACCUCCAUUGCUGAUCUGUGGCAAAAUCUGUGCAAGAAACUCUCCAAGUUAUACUGAUUACCCAACAUAGUUUCUUUAAAAAAAAAACCUUGCAUUACAAUUCAUACAAUACAUCACUAUCUGAAGGCUGAGGAAAAAAUAUGCAUCGUCUACAGAUUUAUUUUUCUUUGAUUUAUUUUUGGUGUGGAAAACAAAUAAUUAUUUUCAUAUUUUUGACAUUCUGUUGAUAUUUAAAUAAAAAAGUUUUAAAAAAAAAACAUCUUAUUUCUAUUCAUCCCUUUACAUGUGUCAACAUAUAAAUGACAGCUUUUGUGCCAUUAUGUCCUUACUGUAAUCAAGGGUUUUUAGUGUUUUUCUCCCCAGCCUCAUCUAACACAGCUCUGUUAUCAUCCCUAUCCAUGUUGGCCAAUUUGUAAUUGAUUAUAUGUUCUUUUUGUAAUUUCUGCUCUCAGUGUCUUUAAAUUAAAUCUGUGUUUGCACCUUUUCUUCAAUAUGUGCCUAAUUUUAUAUUAGGUUUUAUAUUUUGUAUUGAUUCCAUACUACACAUAUAAAAAAUGGAUAAUAUCGAAAGUAAAACUAAAGGGAAAUGCUGUAAUUCUGUGUUGUGCAUAUAGUUUUUUGUAUGAUUCAGGUUCAGCUGUUUAUGAUGUUCCACAAUGAUAAAUAAGUGUUGCAUUAAUCAAUUUAUUAAUAAAUGUAUUUGCUUCAGUA
Messenger RNA from Girardinichthys multiradiatus, 8384 nucleotides. It is a transcript of the gene myo1d, whose product is annotated as myosin 1D. Gene Ontology annotation, biological process: actin filament organization; vesicle transport along actin filament. Gene Ontology annotation, molecular function: ATP binding; microfilament motor activity; actin filament binding. NCBI's taxonomy places the organism in Eukaryota, Metazoa, Chordata, Actinopteri, Cyprinodontiformes, Goodeidae. The transcript is spliced from 22 exons. The coding region runs from base 494 to 3508 and encodes 1004 amino acids. The record is from RefSeq and is a predicted model, not a curated record. Gene Ontology annotation, cellular component: cytoplasm; microvillus; plasma membrane.